CGGCCAAAGGUUACUUCUUUUAAUUCCGAGCAAUGAGAACCAUAUGGAAAACUGGCAGGCGACAGAACAAUGAAAAAUAAUUUCCUCAAAUACUUGUAAAUUUUUUCUUUUUGGAAGAUGGUAUUUUGAUCACAACGUUGAAAUUACUGUAAUCAAUUUGGAGUUACUGUCAUAUACGCUAAAAGCUCUCGUGGUUAAAUCGUGAACUGGAGUUAUAAAGGAAUUCUGGUAAUUUGGCUUAGGAUAUUCUGUCCCAGGAAUAGCCGGAAUACGACACAGUAUAUACAUGCAAUUAAAAUUCUAUCAAUACUUCUGAGCAUCGCUUUGCACUUCGCGUGAGCUGCGUGUGUGUGUAAAAUUAACUCGUUUGCAGCUGUUCCUAAGUGAAGUGUUUCAAAGUCACGUUUUGUUGUUCGAAAGUUGAUUGCUGAAGUGUUGAUAAUUCCUUUUCUGACCGUGCCUUCCAGAUUGGUAAAUUACGUAAUUAGCGACAGUCAUAUCGCGACUUCAGUGGGCAGGAGAAGAUCGUCUAACUUCGUUGUUCCUUCUGAGAGUUAAAGGCGAAUAGACUGGUUUCUAUUUUGGUCAGUGAACUGCAGUAUCUCUCGCGAGCAAACAUCUCGUGCAGUGGAAGAAAAAUGGCAGCUGUGGUUUAUGUAAAUCAUAUCACAGGUGGAAAAAAGUUAUUUUAGUCGGAGGAAGAGUGUUUGGGAAUUCAGAGGACGUCACGCCAAGUGUUGUGUGCGAGUCUUGUUUAUUUCGUGUCCUGUGUGUGUUCUGGCCGCCACUUGCGUUUCCAGAGGCAAAGGAGAAACCGUCUUCUGUCGAGAUUACACCUCCACAAGCUCAGUUGCAUAGCUUGUAGUUGGUGUUAAAGGAUCUCUGGAAAUCGUUCCAGUUUCUUGCUGCUCUUCGAAUUUGUUUUGACAGACGAUGAAAACGUCUGGAAUCUCGGAGAGAGCGUCCCGAGUCAGAUCUGAGAAAUUUUCAUAACGUGGUUACAUUAAAAGGGAAACAGCAUUUAUCUGAUUGGGGAAAUACAAGACCUCUGCGCAAAGAUCUUAUUCAAAAAGUUAGAGAUUUAGACAGUGGUAACUGAAUCCAAGUUCCUUGAGACUCUUUAAUGAAUUCUGCGUGAUAUAUCCACGCCUUCCUUCAAAGUGCGCCAUCUCCAUAUUUCCAUAUCUGGCUUCAUGCCUAUCAAUUAUCUAAACCAUAUCUUAAUGUAUUCAAAACCUAAACAAGCAGAUGGAUUAAGGUCUUAAAAACAGUUUGUUUUUCCUCGUCGGUGCAAACACAAGAUGAACAGCAGCACGCCGGUUGACGCACGAAAUACGACCGCGUCUGCUCAGCAUAGAUGCAUCAACAAUGUUACAAUUCUUGUCGUGCUGAGCGUGGUCCAGAUCAUAUCUGGGACGCUUUUCAACGGAUUUGUGAUAAUUGUGUUGUCCAUUGAUCGCAGGCUACGUGAAGUUCCCGCCAAUGUGAUCUUACUCAGUUUGGCAAUUUCAGACUUUCUCGCCAGUGCCGUUGUCUUACCAUAUCAUGUGUACGUUGGAAUACUUCAUGUAAACGAGAAUGAUGUGCAUCUCACCAUGCUCGUCUUCUCACUAACAGUGAGUAUGGUUGGAACAGUAAUUUUGACGGCGGAUCGAUUUCUCGCGAUUGUUUACCCAUUACGUUACAACAUAUUGGUCACCAUAUCUCGAACACGGAAUGCACUCGUUUCUAACUGGUUGCUGUCUGCAACGUACGCGUUGAUAUUUUGCGUGGCGAUGCGUGCCCGACUCCAAGGAAUCCGGUAUAUUUCAGCGCUUUUGAACGUUUGCGGGAUCCUGACGAUUCUCGUUUUGUACGCUGUUAUUUUCCGCGCAGCCUGUCGACAAAUCCGGUUGAUAAAGUCGAACGAGGGUAACAUUCGAAGGACGAGUCUCGUGGUCUUCAAGCGAACUUUAAGGUCAGCUAAAACAAGCGGAAGCAUUGUGUUUCUUUUCACGGCAAGUUAUUUACCACUCUGUGCACUGGGUGCUUACAACGAGGCCCGAUCCGUUCCGAUAUCCAUCUUCAAUGACCAUACAAUAUGGCUGCUGUGUUUGGCUUUCCUCAAUUCCAGUGUCAAUCCGCUCGUGUACUGUAUGUUUUCUGAGAAAUUACGGCACAUAAUUCUCGGAUAUUGGCGUCGCUUGGUGGGAAUGCUGGCACGUCAGAACACGUACGAUGUUCCCCCACCGUCUGUCAUAUAAUCGGGGCUGGUUUACAAUUUCUACGGAGGAAAUCUUGACCCGCGCUACCGGAUAGAGGUCGGCCUUUAACUUUAACGGGCAAGACUUAUUAUUCCAGACGAUAUGUCCGUGCAGGAUGCUAAAAAAGAGUUGUUUUGAAAUCUGACAGUCCCUUGCUACUAAAGGCCAUGUUACACGGUACAAUUUUUCUUGCAACUUGCAGUGCAAUUCUACCUUGAAGAGAUGUAAACUAGUGAAGAGUCUUCAAAAUGUGAGCGUAAGAUACGCCAC
Messenger RNA from Dendronephthya gigantea, 2513 nucleotides. Its product is annotated as beta-3 adrenergic receptor-like. Bases 1302 to 2243 code for a protein of 313 amino acids. Gene Ontology annotation, cellular component: membrane. Gene Ontology annotation, molecular function: trace-amine receptor activity. The record is from RefSeq and is a predicted model, not a curated record. Gene Ontology annotation, biological process: G protein-coupled receptor signaling pathway. Lineage: Eukaryota; Metazoa; Cnidaria; Anthozoa; Malacalcyonacea; Nephtheidae. The transcript has a single exon.